Cordyceps militaris CM01 is the source of this 537-nucleotide messenger RNA. RefSeq names its product ATP synthase protein 9. The record is from RefSeq and is a predicted model, not a curated record. Gene Ontology annotation, biological process: proton motive force-driven ATP synthesis; proton transmembrane transport. The transcript has 3 exons. Lineage: Eukaryota; Fungi; Ascomycota; Sordariomycetes; Hypocreales; Cordycipitaceae. Bases 1 to 537 code for a protein of 178 amino acids. Gene Ontology annotation, molecular function: proton transmembrane transporter activity.
AUGGCCUCCCGCUUCGUCGCCUCCCGCCUGGCCUCUGCCACCCGCAUCAAUGUUGCUGCCGCUUCCAAGCGCUCCAUGUCUGGUGCCGCUAAGCGCACUCAGGUCGUCACCCGCAACGCUUUCCAGGUCCAGCGCCGUGCCUACUCUUCCGAGAUGGCCAACGCUCUGGUUGAGGUGUCCAAGAACAUUGGUAUGGGCUCUGCCGCCAUUGGUCUGACUGGUGCCGGUAUUGGUAUUGGUCUCGUCUUCGCUGCCCUCAUCAACGGUGUUGCCCGCAACCCUGCUCUCCGUGGCCAGCUUUUCUCCUACGCCAUUCUGGGUUUCGCCUUCGUCGAGGCCAUCGGUCUUUUCGAUCUCAUGGUUGCCCUCAUGGCCAAACGUAAACAAUCUCUCAUUCAAUUAAGUCGGCCCCUCUUGAUUGAUGGGGUCUCUAAUAUCCGGGGACGAUCAGCGACGUCGGUGCGCGGUAUGAAGGUCUCAAGAAGGAGCUCUUUUACCGGCACUUACCUAUGUUUAAAAAUCGGAAUUGCAUUAUAG